AAGAAGUUGGAUAUGUUAGAAGGAAAUGAUAAUUCUGAACAAAAUUCAGAGGAAUACAGUAGUCAGAAGGAAUACAAUGAAGAGGAAUACAGUGAGAAGGAAUAUAGUGAUCAGGAGGAAUAUGAAGGUAUAGACGAUGAAGAAAGAACAUGCAUACGUUUACUUACAUUUGGUGCCUCAGGCAUGCUUACCAAUGCAGCCAAAGGAACUUCUAAAAUAACCAAUUUUUUUGGGCCUUCAACAUCAGCAUUACCAAUGUAUUCAGCAUUAUGGACAGCGUCCCCAAGGCAUUUAAUUUUGGCCAAAUUGAACUAUGAUGAGGAUGAAAGCGAGAAUAGUGAUGCUGAUGGAGGUGACGAUAAUAGUGAGGAAGCAUAUUUUGAACUUGGCGAUGCUGUCUAUGAAUAUUUUGUAAGGGUAUACAAUGGUCAUGAAAAAGUAAAAGCAAGUGAAGUUGCAGCAAACAUAGUUUACGUUAUCCCAAACCCAUACAAAUGUAAAAGAAUCUAUUUUCUGGGUAAUUUUUAUUUAUGUAAUGAAUCAUUUCCAAUAUCCCAUCAUGGCCAGCACCAAAAAUAUAAAUGGUUAGUUGAUGAUAAAGAUUUUAGACAAUAUGUCAAUCCUGUUAUUUUACCUGAGCAUAUGGGAGGGAUAAAAAAGUCAAUUAGCCUGAGAAUGGCUAAAAAAUGGUUGAAUAUUUUAGGUUGUCAGUUUAAAAAAUACCAGAAGGAAUGGUGGAUGGCAACAUAUGAAGAAAUAAAAAUGGAACAGAUUCCACCUGUACUUAGGGUAGAUGAACGAGAGUUAAUCCUUGUCACUUAUGAUGAGUGUAUCUUUUAUUCGUAUGAUGAAAAAAGAGGAAUUUGGGUAUAUAGUGGGAUAAUGCCAUUACGUAAAAAAGGGAGUGAAAAAUCAAUUAUAACAAUCAAACAUUUAUUGAAACAAAUCAAAAAAAAGGCCAUUCCCAUUUUUGAAGCAAAGUUUCCUGGUGCAACAGCCGUCUUUGCCUUCAAUAAUAGUACAAAUCAUGCGGCUUUUGCAGAUGAUGCCCUUGUAGUACAAAAAAUGAACAAAGGGCCCAGAGAAAAGCAAAGCGUAAUGCGACCAACAACUUUUAUUGAUGUUAAUGGUCGACAGAGGGCACAAGAAAUGGUAUUUGAAGAGGAUUACCCUAAUCCGAAUUUGAGAGAAAAGCCGAAAGGAAUAAAGAAGAUAUUAGAGGAAAGAGGACUUUUUAAAGAGGAAUUAAAUUUAGAUUGUUUAAUGUGUAAAAAAAAGAAUGAUUCAGAAAGAAUGGAUUGUUGCUUGAGGAAAAUUAUGGCCUCUCAACCAGAUUUUGUUAUCCAAAAGUCCACCAUUGUCGAAUUAAUCGAAGGUGCCGACCAUAUCUGCAUUUUCUAUCUGAAGUUCUACUGCGAACUUAAUUUUAUCGAAAUGUAUUGGGGGGCGGCUAAAAGAUAUGCAAGAAAUCACUGUGAUUACACAUGGACCGGCUUGCAAGAAGCUGUUCCAGAAGCACUUAAUUCGGUAGAUAUCGUUACGAUUAGAAAAUUCACUCGCAAAUCAUGGAGAUAUAUGGAGUUGUAUCAUGGGGAAUUGAUAGGAAAGUUGGCAGAAUAUGCAUGUAAAAAAUUUAAAUUGCAUAGAAGAGUUCCUGAAAAUGAAUUGGCUUCAUUUGUUCAAGAAAAUAGAGAACGUGCAAUUAAUUAA
Cetraspora pellucida is the source of this 1710-nucleotide messenger RNA. Lineage: Eukaryota; Fungi; Glomeromycota; Glomeromycetes; Diversisporales; Gigasporaceae. The record is from the annotation of a GenBank genome assembly.